Messenger RNA from Lingula anatina, 2252 nucleotides. RefSeq lists its product as uncharacterized. NCBI's taxonomy places the organism in Eukaryota, Metazoa, Brachiopoda, Lingulata, Lingulida, Lingulidae. The record is from RefSeq and is a predicted model, not a curated record.
UAGAUUGUGGAUUUGCAUGCAUAGACAAUACAGUGAUAUGCAAACUAGGGCACCAGAUUGCCCUCUCUUCUGGUCGACCUGUCAUACCUCUCUGUCAUCUCCUUCUGUUCAUUUUUCUCCCCUGUCCUAUCUACGUAGUAUCACAUGGUGACAGGUUAUCUAUCUCCAGAUGGAACAUUUGGUUGAUCUUUGGCAGAGUGUGCUGUGUUUGGACAUUGAAAUUUUGGCACAGCUCAGAGGACUUUACUACAGGGAUGGUGUUAGAUUUUGAAAAUAAUUAGUGUCACACUGCUGGAGAAGAGGAAACAUUUUGAUAUUUAGGACUCUGGCAUUUAUAUAUGUAUAUAUAUGCUGAGGGGCAGUUGGCAGACCGUGCUUUUUAGGGUAAAGAAUGGCUCUGUAAAUUCAUUGCUUGUGCAUUGAGGUUGACUUUGUUGCAUUGCUACAAAAAUAUAAUAUAACAGGUGAAAAGAUUAACUCCACACCACUUUAUAGCUGGAGUAGGAAGGCAACAGCUUAAGGGAUUUUUCAUACUUUUCCUUACAAACUUAAAGAAGAUGUGAUAAAGCUGUGCAUGGUGUGGUAUUUUUAUAUGUUGGACAGAUCUAUCUAGUGACUAGUUCUUUUGGCUGCAGUAUUGCUGGUGACUAGGCCAUUUGCUGCACUGAUGACUAGUAAGAGAGACAAAAAAGUCAACAACAGCUGUGACAAAUCUUCUGUGACAUGCUACUAGGAAAAUCAAAAGGAGAGAAUUGUAUUACUUUUAGGCCACUGAAACACCGAUUGUCCUUAUAACCUGGAGGAGGCGCAUUACCUUGUGGGGUUUAGAAACAUGACAGUCAUUUGACAACAAACUGAGAGAACAAAAGGAUAAGUGCUUCAGGGUACAGUGCCAUGUUGCUGGGAAAACUAAUAGAGGCCCGUCACUUGAUAAAAAAUUAAAACUGAACUGAAGUAAGACAGUUUGCUGUGAAAAAAAAAAGAUAUAGAGGCACUGCAGACAUGAUCACAGCAUCAACUAACUAAUUUGCUUUGAAAAUUGAAAAAGAUUGAGGUUGUGUGAUUACAGCAGCAACUGUGAUAUUUUACUAGGGGAGAUAAUAGAUAUGGAGUCGGUUGAAGAGAGCGAGGACAGUCUGGCACAGGAACUGGAAACGGGAGAAAAAUCAGAUUCUAUAGACAGUGACCAAGAGAGUAUCAGCAGUGAGAAGAAGACAGUCAGCUCAUCCAGUCGACCAUCCAGUCCUGUGACUAAUAGACAAGGGAGCAAUUCGAACCCUCAGCCCAGCCCAAACAGCCUUCCAGAUCUGGUUCCCCCAUCCAUUCUACCAGGAGGUGAAACCAUAGUGGCAGGGAACCCUUUUGACGACCCUCCUCCACCACAACAACAGUUGAAUAUCACAUCAUCACAGCAUCAGCAGCAGCAACAAAAACAGCAACAACUUCAACAACAGAUCCAGCACCGUAACAUGAUGAAUAAGAUGCCACCCCCUCAUGGUCCCCAGGGACCUCACCCUGGUGGACCACACCCAAGUGGUCCUAACGCACAAAAAGUGUACCCUCCAAAUCAACCAAUGGUGUUCAACCCUUCCAACCCCAAUGCGCCACCUAUCUAUCCAUGUGGAAUCUGCCACAAAGAGGUACAUGACAAUGACCAAGCAAUUUUAUGUGAAAGUGGAUGUAACUUUUGGUUUCAUCGUAUAUGUACAGGACUAACAGAGGCAGCCUACCAAAUGUUAACACAUGAGGUAUAUGCUGAGUGGGUGUGUGAUAAGUGUCUAACUUCAAAGAAUAUACCACUGGUUAAGAUGAAACCUUAAUGAAAAGACUGCAGUUGCACUUUUACACCAAUGGUAAAAAAAAAAGAAAUGUGGUAAAAAUCAAACCAUGUUUAUGUCAUUCUUUAAAGACUUUGUAAUGAAAAAUAUGCAUAUUUUUGUUUUUGUUGUUUUUAUGAUGGUGGAAUUGCUGAUUUAAUCAAAAGAGUUCAGGCAUGUUUACAUGGCAGAUUGAAAUAACUAAGAGUUAUAAACUGUUUUUCGGUUGUUCAGUUAGAUACAUAUAUGUAUCUGGCAUUCUUCAAAUUACGUUUUUUAAAUGAAAAAUGUGAUUUCUUUUAAUCUUCCAAUAUGUUGGCAUUCACAAAGUGUUUUGUUACAUUUGUUCAGUAGCCACAUGGCUUUAUCAGAUGUUUUGUGCAAGUAUCAAAAUUCUAGCGUUAAGGGUUUUUAGGUAUGUUAGGUUUUUUUAAG